Messenger RNA from Neoarius graeffei (lesser salmon catfish), 2294 nucleotides. Its product is annotated as sphingosine kinase 1-like. The transcript has 5 exons. Gene Ontology annotation, biological process: cellular response to growth factor stimulus; sphingosine biosynthetic process; negative regulation of apoptotic process. The record is from RefSeq and is a predicted model, not a curated record. Lineage: Eukaryota; Metazoa; Chordata; Actinopteri; Siluriformes; Ariidae. Bases 35 to 1699 code for a protein of 554 amino acids. Gene Ontology annotation, cellular component: intracellular membrane-bounded organelle; membrane; cytoplasm.
AGAGAGAGAGAGUCUGAUCGGAGCUGUGUGUGGGAUGAGAAUGUCCUCCUCCUCCUCCAGCAUGGAGCGCGCGGCCCCGGACCCCGCGGCGGCUGCGCUCCCGAUGCGCGCGGAGUUCACAGGAGACGCCGCCCGGGUCCGGUACACUCUGGUUCUGACGGAGAGGGAGCUCACGGUACAGAAGCUCGGCACCGGUAAGCGGAAAUCAGGAACGGUGACCGUACUGGACCUCCGGGACUGUAUCGGCUGCCGUGCGCACGGAGCGGACCCCGGGGACCCCGGCGCGGACCCGAGCGCGGCCUUGGCGCUGUACCUGUACCCGGUGAGGAGGCGCUGGGCUGGGCUGAGUUCAGCACCGUGCCGCCGCAGAAUGGAGCGCCGCUUCCGGGUGGCAGUGAGCCCGGACCCUCAGACGAACCUGCAGGAGGCGCAGAGAUGGGCCAGAGCGAUCCGGGAGCGGUCCUUCCGCCGGACAGGUGGUGUGUGCGCGGAGGUGAGGAGGCCCUGCCGGUUCCUGGUCCUGAUAAAUCCUCAAAGUGGUAAAGGUCAGGCCCAGGCUCUGUUCAACAGCCACGUGCAGCACAUGCUACAGGAAGCUGAGAUCACAUACACACUUCAGGUUACAGAGCAUCAGAACCACGCCCGCGAGCUGGUACGAGGAGCGGAUCUUUCUCAGUGGGAUGCUGUGGUCAUCAUGUCCGGAGACGGGCUGCUGUUUGAGGUUGUGAAUGGGCUCAUGGAGAGGGAGGACUGGGAGAAAGCCAUUCAGACUCCACUUGGCGUGCUGCCUGGAGGUUCGGGGAACGCGCUAGCUGCCUCGAUACACUACUACUCUGGGUCAAAACCGGUGUCCAGUGAGGAUCUGCUGGUGAGCUGUGGCUUCAUGUUGUGUAAAGGCCUUGUGUCACGUCUGGACCUCACUUCAGUGUGCAUGGCAUCGAGCCAGCGUCUGUUCUCCUUCCUGUCCCUCGCCUGGGGCUUUGUGGCUGAUGUGGAUGUCGAGAGCGAGAAGUACCGCCACGUCGGAGCGGCUCGCUUCACCAUGGGGACUCUAGUGCGCCUCGUCUCACUGAGGGUGUACAAAGGAAAGCUAGCGUACCUUCCUGCUGAGGAAUCUCAAUCCCCUCCAAGCCCAGUUCAGUCAACGGUGUCCUUCACUGAUGGUUCCAACUCAUCAUCGGUUCAUUCCCACUUGUCCAAGAACUUGAAUUUUCAGAAUCACCUUUUGCACAAUUCCUGCAACUCCAACAACGCCCACAAACCCAACCAGACCAGCGAGUCAUCUGUGACCACACGAGGCCUGCCCGAUUCCCUGCUUGUACCCUUGGACCAGCCUGUACCGGCACACUGGACCGUAGUGAAGGAGGAGGAUUUUGUUCUGGUGAUGGCGGUGUACCAAUCCCACCUUGCUGAAGACUUGAUCGCUGCCCCUGCAUCCAGACUCGAGGAUGGAAUUAUACACCUGAUCUACGUAAAAGCAGGAAUCUCAUGCCGAGCCCUCUUGCGCCUCUUCCUGGCCAUGGAGAAAGGCACCCACUUGAGCACAAACUGCCCAUUUGUGGUGUACACUAAAGUGCGGGCACUACGACUGGAACCCUACUCACCCAAAGGGACCAUCACUGUUGACGGAGAGGUGGUGGAAUACGGGCCGGUGCAAGCGCAGAUUCACGGCAGUCUUGGCAGGAUUAUCGCUGGAUAGAACUGCACGUAGAGAUCUUUGGCGAAAAGUCCUUAUAGUGAAUCAAAGAUCGCAGAGUCAGUUAGCGAUAAAAAGAACUAACAAAUUCCAGCACUUUAUUUUUAUUAGUAUCGAAGGAACGGGCAGCUUCUUGCCUGAAUGGAGCGUCCUUUCUUUCUUUAAAGGAUGAGUGCUUCACUUGAAAAUGCUAGCUUUGCUAAUAAUGAGUGGGCAUUGAAAGAAAUCUUAUUGAGUCCCCACAAGCUUUGACUCAUGAUUAGCAGAACAUCUUAGCAUUUGCAGGAUUGUCUUUGAAGCGAGGUACUACUUUUUUUUUUUAAACGCAACGACUUCUACUGUGUGAUCAAUCGAUGUCUGCUGCUGUUUUCGAGGUGCUACUGAUUGUCGUGACAAAACAUGUCAAGACUGAAGAGAAAUUUAUUUAUAUUUAUACUGCUGUUUCAUACACGCCAUAGACAUCUCUGCAUAUCCUGCGUUUCUGUGAGAACCCGCGAGAUUACGAUUCGGCUGGACAGGCGGAGUCAUGUACGAUGCCUUUAUUUGUUUUUUCAAUUCAGAAUUACAUUUUUUUAAAUAAAAUUGAUGAAAAUUCAAA